AGAGAAACAAUGAAGUAUCUUUUGUGUACUUAUCUCGCUUUGCUAAGACAACAAAUUUUUGCAUUUGGGUUACCCACAGUAUAAGACGCUAUAAGAAGAAGUUAGUGAGGCCACAGAGUCUAUUGAAACUCGAACCAAGCGCAGGUAUCUUAAGUAUGACUGUAACGGAAUUCCACUUGGUAUAGCAAAGGAACAAAACUGGUCUAUGCGUGGCUCUUUAGACUAACCUAACCACGCCAGAAAUAAUUGCAUUUGGGUUCACCAAGGUAUGAGACAAUAAACGGAGAUGCGUUAGCGAAGUCCAGAGUCUGUUGAAAUUUAAGCCAAGCGCAGACAUCCUAAAGAUGAUUUUUUCUCAUGGACUUCGUAACGGAACGGUACAGCAAAUUGGUCAAAAAGUGGCUCAUUAACCUGUCAAUUGGAGGGAUAGGAAAUUGUAUACCCCCAAAAUCAGCACCCUUUAUAAAUGCACGUGCAUUAAAGUUUGGUGAAAGGAAACUGGAAGUGUGGGGCGCAAAUGUAACGGUAUAUAUAAGUGUGAGUGUCGUUUGUACGACAGCAGGAGUUCUUGGGGAAAUUAUUGUAUUUUAAUAUAAAUAACAAGCAAACAAAAGGCGAGGACAAUAUGAACAUACAAGUCCAUGACAGUUGUUGGAAAAGAGUUUCGCGCGGCGACACGGCACACAAUUGCAUAUAAAUUCGUAACAAAUAAUCAUAAUCGGAACAAACGAAAAACAUCAGUCACUCCAUUUUUAUAGGCACUCACAACAAUUCGUUUGCGCAUUUAAUUCACUCGGUUACCACACGUCAGGCAGGCGACUUACAAAUCCUUUCGGUUCCGAGCUGCACGCACUUCUGUUGCAAAAUUUUGUACAAAUAUAAUUAGUUGUUGCACACUGUUAUAUAAAGUUGUGUAUUUUUAGUAAAAGUGUGUCUAAAAAUAAAUGAAAACCGAAGUUACGAAAAUUCCAACGCAUAAAAUUUAAAUAAAUUUAUUGUCAACCGAAACAAGUGACAGUUGCCAGUUAACGAGUUGCAUGUCGUCGUUAGACGAUUGGAAUCAUUCACUUUGUGGCAGUCAAAGUGAAAUGAACACUUGGAAGGGCAAAUUGCUGACGGACGUGCCGUUCGGGCAUGUGCUCAUAGUGAGCGGGAAAGUGAAACCGAAUCCAAAUAAAAUUUGCUUGGACCUAACCGAUAAUAUAAAGGGUCAAAAUGAGAGUGAAACGGUUUAUCUGAAGAUUGAAGCGAAUUUCCGAGAGAAUCAAAUAAUACGGAGCAUGUUUAUGCCGGGAGAGGGUUGGCAGCAGGAGGAGAUAUCGAAGAACUGGAAAGCUGAUGGACCAAAAAAUCCGCUGGUGCCUGGUCAAACUUUCACCUUCCGCAUAGCUGUGCUACAAAAAUGUUUCGAAAUCUACAUAAACGACAAUCUCUACGGCGCAUUUGAAUUUGUCAAAUUUCCCAAACCAAUAAAUUUCCUAAUGGUUUAUGGUGAUUUUGAGAAAAUCACACAAUUCCACCAGCGUAUGCUGUUUCCACUUGUGUUUCCUAGAAGUUUGAUUUGUGCGGAAAAAAUUGCUUUCCAGAGUGAUGUGCCGAAGAAAUACGAAGUUGGUACCGUUGUUGCAAUGGAGUGCAUUGCUAAAGGCCCAUCGAACACAGCGUUCUCCAUAUGUUUCCAAUGUAACGACACUGGACGCGUGGUGCUGAAGUUUCAUGUCAACUUUGAGACCACUACAGUGUCGCGCACUUAUGAACGUUCCGAUAAUAGCUUUUCUUCCGAUGAUGAGGAAACCGACGGCGAAUUUCCCUUUCAGCGCGGCAAACUCUUCAAGAUCGCCUUCGGUAUCGGCGACAAGGCUUUUAUCAUAGCUGUCAAUGGCCAAUAUUUUACCUACUACAAUUAUCCGGUGCGCACAUUUGCCAUCUCCACCUUAAAGUGUUUCACCAAUAAAGUUGGUGAUUUUGCGGUGAAAAAUCUGGAAUAUCAUUGCGAUUCACCGUUAUUGGCGCGUGUCGAGAAAUUGUCGUUGAUUUAAUGGAAAUAUUUGCUCAUAAAAGCAACAGUGUUGCAAUGAAGGAUCAAACGGCACAAGAAGUAUUACUGGAAUGUAGACACUAGAUUAUUUGACUCACCAAAAAGUUGUAGAAGCUAUGCCAUUAUCUUAGUGGAUUUGAAAUAAAGACACUAUUAAUUAUGUGUUUCAUUUUGUGUGUGUUUUCUAGCAA
This is a messenger RNA of Bactrocera latifrons, 2229 nucleotides long. RefSeq lists its product as uncharacterized. The transcript has 5 exons. The coding region runs from base 1038 to 2039 and encodes 333 amino acids. Lineage: Eukaryota; Metazoa; Arthropoda; Insecta; Diptera; Tephritidae. The record is from RefSeq and is a predicted model, not a curated record. Gene Ontology annotation, molecular function: carbohydrate binding.